Messenger RNA from Lotus japonicus, 2931 nucleotides. Its product is annotated as ABC transporter B family member 25, mitochondrial. Bases 402 to 2612 code for a protein of 736 amino acids. The transcript has 20 exons. Gene Ontology annotation, molecular function: ATP hydrolysis activity; ATP binding; ABC-type transporter activity. The record is from RefSeq and is a predicted model, not a curated record. Lineage: Eukaryota; Viridiplantae; Streptophyta; Magnoliopsida; Fabales; Fabaceae. Gene Ontology annotation, biological process: transmembrane transport; intracellular iron ion homeostasis. Gene Ontology annotation, cellular component: mitochondrial inner membrane.
UUUCACUUUUCAGUUCCCAUCUAGUUGGGGUUACACAUGAAUCUAUGCAAGUCUCCAUAACUCAAUUUGAUAAGUGUGUGCAAAAUUUAAGCACGUGAAUGAACAUGCCUGAUAGAAAGGGAAAAGGGGAAAGAAACCCAUACCUCUUCUAUCUACUUGUUCUCUUCUAUUCACUCUCAAUUCAAUCCAUCCUCUAAAAUUUGUUUAGGGUUUUGUUCUUAAAUUCCCCAAUUCCAUCAAACCUAAGAAAAAUUCUUCAUCAAUUCACACUGAAAAAGUCAAAGCUGCAAACUUUGGGUCACAAUUCCAUUGAAUCUACGAAAAAUUCUUCGAUUCACAGAUACCCAUUUGCAGAAUUCCACUGAAAAAACUCAAAGUUGCAAACUUUGGGUCUUUCAGCAAUGCUUGCCGCUGCAGCUUCUGCUUCUAGGCACCUUCUUCAACGCGAUGCCAGACCCAACAAUCGAGUUCGAUCGCUUCUAAGUGCUUCUGGCAUCACCACCACCAGCUGCUACCAAUUUCGCAGUGCAAGAGGUUACAGUUAUGGAACCAGUUUGAGUAACCGCCAAUCCAGAACAUGCCCAAGUUUGCUUUUUACUGUAAAGGGGUUUCUCUCUGAUUCUCCAUCUUCUUCUGGAAGAGUAACUAGGCCUUACUUACUACAAUCUAGUUCGACGGUAGACGGGCGAGGAUUUUUCUCAACUUCUUCAAGUAAACCUGAUGAUGGAAGCCAGAGCCAAAAGAAGGCUGAUUCAGCUGUUGUUAAAUCACCUCCAGGGGGACAAAUUUCGGAUGCGAAGAUCAUUCGUACGCUUGCCAGUUACCUUUGGAUGAAAGAUAACCCGGAAUUUCGGUUUCGGGUUGUUGCUGCAUUGUUUUUACUUGUUGGGGCUAAGGUUUUGAAUGUUCAGGUCCCUUUCCUAUUCAAGCUUGCAGUUGAUUGGUUGACGGCUGCCACGGGCAAUGCUGGUGCUAUUGCUUCAAAUUCGGCCGCGGUGGCUCUUUUUGCAACCCCUGCGGCGGUGUUAAUUGGAUAUGGGAUUGCACGAUCAGGAGCUUCUGCUUUCAACGAACUGCGGAAUGCAUUAUUUUCUAAGGUAGCACUCCGAACAAUUCGAUUGGUAUCAAGAAAGGUCUUCUCACAUUUGCAUGAGCUUGACCUUCGGUAUCAUCUAAGUCGAGAAACUGGUGGAUUAAGUCGAAUAAUUGAUCGUGGUAGCCGUGCAAUAAAUUUCAUUCUCUCCUCUAUGGUGUUCAAUGUAGCACCCACCAUAUUAGAGAUAUCUAUGGUAUCAGGUAUACUGGCUUACAAUUUCGGAGCUCCUUUUGCUUGGAUUACUUCCCUAUCAGUUGCUGCUUAUAUUAUUUUUACACUGACUAUCACUCAGUGGAGGACUAAAUUCAGGAAAGCCAUGAAUAAAGCUGAUAAUGAUGCCACUACAAGGGUUGUUGAUUCACUUAUUAAUUAUGAGACUGUCAAAUAUUUCAAUAAUGAAGUUUAUGAAGCUGAUAAGUAUGACAAGUACCUAGAGAGGUAUGAGGAUGCUGCUCUGAAAACCCAACGCAGUCUUGCUUUGUUGAACUUUGGUCAAAAUAUUAUAUUUAGUACUGCUCUUUCAACAGCAAUGGUGCUGUGUUCUCAUGGGAUCAUGAAUGGCACGAUGACUGUUGGUGAUUUGGUGAUGGUGAAUGGGCUGCUCUUCCAACUAUCUCUUCCUCUCAAUUUUCUUGGUAGUGUUUAUCGCGAGACUAUACAGAGUUUAGUUGACAUGAAAUCCAUGUUUCAGUUACUUGAGGAAAGAGCCGACAUCAGGGACAAAGACAACGCAGAGCCUCUGAGAUAUAAUGGGGGGAGGAUCCAAUUUGAGAAUGUACAUUUUAGUUAUCUCACAGAAAGAAAGAUACUAGAUGGAAUAUCACUUGUUGUGCCAGCUGGUAAAAGUGUUGCAAUUGUUGGGACUAGUGGAAGUGGAAAAUCAACCAUUCUUAGAUUGAUAUUCAGGUUUUUUGAUCCUCAUUCUGGAAAUAUAAAGAUUGAUGGUCAAGAUAUUCGGGAGAUAACCCUUGAAAGUCUGCGGAAGUCUAUUGGUGUUGUUCCACAAGAUACUGUACUUUUCAAUGAUACAAUUUUUCACAAUAUUCAUUACGGUCGUCUGUCAGCAACAAAAGAGGAGGUCUAUGAAGCUGCUCGGCAAGCUUCCAUUCAUGAUACAAUCAUGAGUUUUCCUCAGCAAUAUUCAACAGUCGUGGGAGAACGAGGGCUCAAGUUAAGUGGUGGUGAGAAACAACGGGUUGCCCUAGCUCGUGCAUUCUUAAAGUCGCCUGCAAUAUUGUUGUGUGAUGAAGCUACAAGUGCCCUUGACAGCACUACAGAAGCAGAGAUUUUAAGCGCAUUAAAGUCACUAGCUAAUGAUCGAACUUCCAUAUUCGUUGCUCACAGGCUUACCACUGCAAUGCAGUGUGAUGAGAUCAUUGUUUUGGAAAAUGGAAAAGUUGUUGAGCAAGGACCACAUGAAGAGCUCUUAGCAAAUGCGGGAAGAUAUUCACAACUUUGGGGCCAGCAAAAUAACACAGUCGAUGCAAUUGACACAGCCAUCAAAGUGGGAGCAUAAAAUAAUAAAUCUUUCCCUUUCUCUUCGUAAGGGUAAGAAAUGCAUAAUACAAUGUUAAUAGCACAUGUAUUUAAUGACAAUUUUGAUAUUCCAGCUAUAAGUUCUCUCUAGCCUCUUGAUCCAUUUUAUAUUGUUUACUAGAGUAAUUAAUGCACAUAGAUCAUAUUUUGGGUCAAGCAGCAGGGAGCAUCAAUUUGUUAACUUUUCUCUGCUCCAGGGAAAAUGUGUUAUUGGUUUUCCAAUGGACAUACCAGUUUGAGAUGAAUGAGCUUAUGUAUCAACAAGAGUUUGUAUUAUUGGAACUGGAUUAUUUGUUGAA